Molecule: messenger RNA, 750 nt
Organism: Pneumocystis jirovecii RU7
Lineage: Eukaryota; Fungi; Ascomycota; Pneumocystomycetes; Pneumocystales; Pneumocystaceae
Product: ESCRT-II subunit protein SNF8
Exons: 4
Coding region: 1-750 (249 amino acids)
Biological process (GO): protein transport to vacuole involved in ubiquitin-dependent protein catabolic process via the multivesicular body sorting pathway
Cellular component (GO): ESCRT II complex
Source: RefSeq, a predicted model, not a curated record
AUGAUACGAAGCCGAAGAGGAGUUGGAUUAGGUGCAUUUGAAAAUCAGGAGAAAUAUGCUGAAAAAUACGAAGAACUAAGCCAAGAUUUGAUUAAAACACAUUCAGAGGAUCUCUCUAUGCAGUUAUCUGCAUUUAAAGCAGUUUUAAGAGAAUUUUCUUCUAAAUAUCGGAAAGAUAUUCACUCCAAUCCUUCAUUUAGAUGUGCGUUUUCUCAGAUGUGCAAAGCAAUUGGAAUUGAUCCAUUGGCAUCAACAGGCUCUAAAGAACGUACAUUCUGGUCAGAUAUGCUUGAUAUUCGUGAUUUUUAUUUUGGUUUAUCUGUUCAGAUUGUAGAACUUUGUCGAUAUACACGACAAGAAAAUGGAGGGCUAAUUGAGGUUCAACAAGCAUUGCAAUAUAUCAAUGAAAUGCGUAAAGACUCAGGAGGGAAUAUUGUUUCUGAAGAAGAUAUUUUGCAAUCAGUUAAAACACUUGAUAUUCUUUCAUCUGGACUUAAAAUUAUCCAAAUUGGAAAGCAAAACAUGAUAUGUUCACUUCCAAAUGAACUUAAUCCAGAUCAAUUCACAGUUUUGAAUAUUGCACAAAUUUUAGGCCAUGUUUCUUUAAAGCUACUUCAAGAUAAUCUGAAAUGGGAUCUAUGUCGUAUUUCAAACGUUCUUGAAGAUUUGUUGUCUCAAUCUCUUCUUUGGAUUGACAAACAGGCAGAAGAACCUGAGUUUUGGUUACCAUAUACUCAUCAGAAGUUUUAA